Seminavis robusta is the source of this 1047-nucleotide messenger RNA. Lineage: Eukaryota; Bacillariophyta; Bacillariophyceae; Naviculales; Naviculaceae. The record is from the annotation of a GenBank genome assembly.
AUGCGCGGUUCUUGCACUACUAGAAGGAGGCUAAGCUUGGACGCGGGGACCAGCACCACGUUGAUACUUGGUAGCGCAGACAGGCUUCUAGGAGGGAAUGAUGUUGUCUGCACCUCAAGCAUUAGGCACAGAGAAAUCAUUAGUAGCAAUAGAAAACCUGCACGGCGUCUCAGCUUGGAUUCUAUGACCAGGGGCGAUCGCCUUAGCCCCAAUUCGAAUAUCGCCCAGCAUGAGCCUCGACUACAAGUGCAUGUACCAAUCUCACAACCCAAUGUUAAACACUUGGGCAAUCAAGGGUCGAAGCUUGGUGUCCCUUGCCUUCAGCCUUCAAAACGCGAUUCAGACGCAAAAAGGCAACGAAAGGCCAGGAAACACAAACGGGAAUCCCAAUGCUCCCGAAGCGAGAAAGACAGGAAAGAGACAAGAAUAAAUGAAGCCACAAGAAGCAGGCGGGCCAAUGAAUACCGGAGCUCGUUGUCCCCCAAAUCGACUGCGCGUGGCAAAGUGAGGGCAAGAAGUACCAGUGCAUUGGACAUUAGUUCAUCGCAAAGUCAAAGGAACAGGAGCCAAAUCAGCCGCCGCAGACGGAGUGCGGAGUCUGCGCAUCGCGGUCACGGCAUGAGCCAACGGGCCACAAAACGCUCGCAAGAAGGAAGAACCACAGGCUGCUUGCAACCGAAACGAGUUGAUCCAACGACGAGCUCACAGAUCCAAGAAACGUUCGUUGUAGCUUUCCCCGAGCAGCCUUCAAACCAACAUGACUCCAAUAGGACUGCAGAUCGGCGCCAACCCAGCUCUAAUCGAUUGACAACUUCUCCGAGGCGUGGUUCGAGCACGCCUGGUGAACGUCGUAGGCGGAGACUUGGCCGCACGGGUCGUGAAGCCCUUGUCCAAGCUUUGGCUACAACGAGCCCACCCUUUAAUUCAGCAGUUGCAGCGCGUGAGAAACGAGAGAAGGCGAAAUCAAUCUUGAAGGCACGCACCGAAAGCCUAGCACUGUUGAGAAGGCAGCAAGAAGUCGUCAAACAAAGGUUUUGCACAGUCUAA